Messenger RNA from Penicillium chermesinum, 465 nucleotides. RefSeq lists its product as uncharacterized. The coding region runs from base 1 to 465 and encodes 154 amino acids. Lineage: Eukaryota; Fungi; Ascomycota; Eurotiomycetes; Eurotiales; Aspergillaceae. The record is from RefSeq and is a predicted model, not a curated record. The transcript has 3 exons.
AUGUCCCGACCCUCACGCACCCAGCAGCUACAGAAUCCACGACUUGUACCCAAGCUUUCAGAAGAGACCCCAAACCCUCUACUUGAAUCAGCGCCAGUUCUAGAUUUGGUCUUGGCCGUUCGCAAGCUCACCAAGGAAACUAGCGCUGGUAUUGCAGAUUCAAUCUUAGCCAAGCGCGACGAAGAGCGUGGCCGCAAAACUGAUCUGGAUGGGUCAUUCAAGCGGGGAAGGUCCAUCUCAUCGCAUUCAGAUAAUUCGAUAGGCGUGGAAGACGUCACGGCAGCCGUUCUGUAUCACCACGUGCAUCGAAGUCCCGGAAGCGCAGAUACAGCGACUCAGCCGACAGCUACUCAGGCUCAUCAUAUGCCUCAGAGGACAGACAACGCUCGAGAUCAAGGACAGACGAAAGAAACAUCCGACGUCGCCGUCGAGAGAAUAGUCCCGAUGAGCGAGGGAGGCACAUGA